Molecule: messenger RNA, 1522 nt
Organism: Daucus carota subsp. sativus
Lineage: Eukaryota; Viridiplantae; Streptophyta; Magnoliopsida; Apiales; Apiaceae
Product: delta(12) fatty acid desaturase FAD2-like
Exons: 1
Coding region: 247-1395 (382 amino acids)
Biological process (GO): lipid metabolic process
Molecular function (GO): oxidoreductase activity
Source: RefSeq, a predicted model, not a curated record
GCACAUUUCAGUAGUGACACUAAUAAUUGUACACGAGCACGCCACUUAAUUUCCUACUCUUUCUAUUCAAAGUUCAAACUCCUCCCCUGGCUGGCGGGCCUUAAGGACUUUAACUCAUUUCUAAUUUCGACAUCCUUAUAAAUAUCCAAGCUGGUCUGAGGUAAUAACAACAACGAAACAACUAAACACAUAACAAAGGCAACAAGGUUGAAGAGUAGCAAUAUUUGCAUUCUUCACCAGGGAAAGAUGGGUGCAGGUGGACGCAUGUCUGCUCCUAAUGCCAAGAAAACUCAAACAGAAGCACUUCGACGUGCCCCUCAUGAGAAACCUCCAUUCACCAUUGGUGACCUUAAGAAAGCCAUUCCUGCUCAUUGCUUUGAAAAGUCACUUGUCACUUCUUUUCGAUACCUCAUUCAAGAUCUCCUCAUGGCCUAUGCCCUCUACUAUAUUGCCACUAAUUACAUAGAGCAGUAUCUUCCAUAUCCUCUGAAUUACGUCGGUUGGGCUGCUUACAUUGCUGUCCAGGGGUGUGUCUUGACGGGAGCUUGGGUGGUGGGUCACGAAUGUGAUCACGACGCCUUCAGUGAUUAUGGUUGGGUGAAUGACCUUGUUGGCCUUAUUGUCCACUCUUCUCUCAUGGUUCCAUAUUUCUCUUGGAAAAUUAGCCACAGACGUCACCACGCCAACACUCAAUCACUUGAGAACGACGAGGUUUAUGUCCCGAGGUUCAAGUCCAACAUCCGGAACUACUACAAAAUUCUCAACAACCCACCCGGCCGUGUCCUUGUGUGGGUUACCACACUCCUCAUAGGCUUCCCUCUGUAUCUGAUGUUCAAUGUUUCGGGACACAAGUAUGAGAGGUGGACUUCUCACUAUGAUCCCCAUAGCCCUCUUUACACAGAACGUGAGCGCAAGCAGAUCAUUGUGUCUGAUCUUGCCAUUCUUGCUGUUAUCUAUGGGCUGUACAAUCUAGUAUUAGCCAAAGGAUUUGUUUGGGUUUUCUGUGUUUAUGGAGGUCCAUUGCUAGUUGUCAACGGAUGGUUUACAUUAAUUACAAUCCUCAAUCACACUCAUCCUUCGAUUCCUUACUACGACUCAACUGAAUGGGACUGGUUAAGAGGAGCUCUCUGCACUGUUGACAGAGAUUAUGGAAUUCUGAACAAGGUAUUCCACAACGUGUGCAAUGCUCAUGUCUGUCACCACAUAUUCUCCAUGAUCCCACAUUACCACGGACUAGAAGCCACAGAGGCCAUGAAGCCUUUACUUGGAGAUUACUAUCAAUAUGAUGGAACUCCAAUUCUAAAGGCCAUGUACCGAGAAAUGAAGGAAUGCAUUUACGUGGAGAAAGAUGAAGGCGAGACUAAAGGAGUCUACUGGUACCGAAAGGAUAUAUAGCUUGAUUUGUUUUGACCAAAGUUGCCUUGUCAAUUUCAGUUAUUUUUUUCAAUGUUGUACUAUAAAGGAGUUGCAGACCUCAACUCUGCGUGUUAUAAUGAAUAGACUCAGAAAUUUCUCGAUGAUA